Molecule: messenger RNA, 2706 nt
Organism: Astyanax mexicanus (Mexican tetra)
Lineage: Eukaryota; Metazoa; Chordata; Actinopteri; Characiformes; Acestrorhamphidae
Product: butyrophilin subfamily 1 member A1-like
Exons: 11
Coding region: 904-2400 (498 amino acids)
Molecular function (GO): protein binding
Source: RefSeq, a predicted model, not a curated record
CAAGUUCCGGUAUUACUUCUGUGACUGUUGAAGGAAGGAAAGGUUGUUUACAGCUCAGAGGUAAGAAUGAAAGAGACUAAAAAACAACUAGAAAAGAAGGGCUACAAACAAACCAAAAUGAAACAGAAGUCCAAACCUAUCUUCUGGACAAUCUAACAAAAAGGGAGAGGUAAAGGCAAACGAGGAAAAGAUUUAACCCUCUUUAAAAUAGAGAGUCAUGGGCUUCACUAGAGGAAGAUCAUCACUGGGUCCCUUUAUAGAGGAUUGACGUAAGCUGUAAUCAACCGGGCUGAUUACAAGGAAGCACAGAGCAUGGCCCUCCUCUGCUGGUAGGAAGAUUGCAGCGCAGGCCCAUUGAACAACAAUUUCCUAUGUAUUCUUUAUAUGAGUUUUAGCUGAUAUUAUGGUAGGAAUUCGGAGUAAUUCUGGAUGGCAAACUUUGGAAUAUGUUCAUUUAGUUCUGCAUAGACCAUUUUGGAGCUUUAAAACAAGUAAAUCAAAUUGUUAUCAAAUCACUCAGAUUUUUAGGGAAAAAUUCAGUUUUGUAUAGACUGGAUUCUGGAGUCUCAUACAACAAGCAACUGUGUUAUAGGACACUUAGAUCAGAGAGUGUUACUAGUGUUACAAUUUCACUUUUUAAAUACAGCAUAAGCAUUUAAACUUUGAGUCUGUGUGUGUGUGUGUGUGUGUAUGUUUGAGUGUGUGUGUGAAUGACUUACGUUCAACUGUUUUUUCCACUUUUAUACAAAAUGAAAGGGUUGCAGCACUCUACACUAGAGUAAGGAGUGAGGACUCAUGAUUUUAGAAACAUUUAGUACGUAAGAUUAGUUCAGAUGGACUAAAUUAUGUCAGUAUUUUUGAUUAGUGACCGGUAACUUCUGACAUGUGAAUCUUUACACUUUAAUGAUGGUAAGAAAGUGUUCUUCCAGGAUGAAGUUUUUGUUUGUGAAACUACUGAUUUUCUUCAGCUUCAUGGACUCUCAAUCAGAUUGUUUUAAGCUGGUUGGCGCAGGUGCUCAUCUUGUUGCUGUAGCUGGUGAAGACCUGAUACUGCCCUGCUCUAUUCAGCCCAACACCAGUGCCGUGGAUAUGCGAGUAGAGUGGUUCAGAUUGGAUGUGGUGGACUCAUUGGUCCAUCUCUAUAAGGAUCAAUCAGACAGAAAUGAAGGGCAGAUUCUAAACUACAGAGGAAGAACAGAACUGUUCAGAGAGGAGCUGCAGAAAGGCAACACUUCACUCAGACUCUCGGCCGUCCGGGUCUCUGAUGAAGGAGCUUACAAGUGUCUCGUUGAGGCUAAUUCCUGGUAUGAUGAUAUCACGGUUAAUGUCACUGUAAAGGUUUUGGGAACUGAGCCCGUGAUCACAAUGGAGGGCUAUGAUAACUCAGGUGGGCUCAGUCUAGUAUGUGAGUCUAGAGGCUGGAACCCUGAACCUGAGGUUUUGUGGCUGAACAGAGAAGGAGUCAGUCUGACUGCUGAAGAUACAGAGACACACAGAGACACUGAGGGAUUCACAGUGAGAAGCCGCAUCACUGUUUAUAACUCAGACAGGAUCCACUGCAGACUUCUACAGAAACACCACCUGAGGGAGGCUGAGAUCAUAAUCUCUGAUAAAGUCUUUCAUACAUGGAGAGCUGCUGUCUUCAGUAUUUCAAUUUUAACAGUGGCCACCACUGUUGGAGUAGUUGUAUCCACCAUCUGUGUUUAUCAAACAAAAGUAAUUCAGAGAAGAAUGAAAAUGCGAGAAAUUGCAAACCAGGAGCUACAAAAAGAUUUGGAAAAGGAAAAAGCAUAUGCAGAGAUUCAGAGGGAGAGAGUAGAGGAUGAAUUUAAAAAGAAAAAGAAGUAUGCAGUGGACGUGACUCUGGAUCCUGAAACAGCAAGUCCAAAACUCCUCCUGUCUGAAGACGGAAAACAAGUGACACAUAAAGACCUAAAACAGAAUCUUCCUGACGAUCCAGGGAGAUUUGAUUACUCUCCCUGUGUUCUGGGAAAGGAGGGAUUCUCCUCAGGGAGAUUUUACUAUGAGGUGCAGGUCAGCGGGAAGACUAAGUGGGAUUUAGGAGUGGCCAGAGAGUCCAUUAACAGAAAAGGUACCAUUGCACUGAGUCCAGAGAAUGGAUUCUGGGCUGUGGUUCUGAGAAAAGAACAUGAGUACAGUGCUUGUGUUGGUUCUUCCAUUCGUUUCUCCUUAAAAGAGAAGCCCCAAAAGUUGGGGGUGUUUGUGGAUUAUGAGGAGGGUCUGGUCUCCUUUUAUGAUGUGGAGGCCAUGUCUCAUAUCUACUCUUUCACUGGUCAGUCUUUCACUGAGAAACUCUAUCCAUACUUCAGCCCCAGUCUUAAUGAUGGAGGUAAAAACUCAGCUCCACUGAUUAUUUCACCUGUCACUCGUGAUGAUUAAAUAUCUGCUACCAAAUGUUUAUAAAUAAACUAUUCUUCAGCCCAGGUCUUAAUGAAGGAGGUAAAAACUCAGCUCCACUGAUCAUCACUGAUUCAUUUUAAUCUACAGUAAUAAAAUAGUUGAGGAUAUUUAUUACUGCCAUUUUGUAAGAUCUGACUUGCAAAUCAUUUUGAAAGACACCAAUUAUACAAACUAAUAAUAUUUACAACAGCCUUAAUCAAACUGAAAAAUGGGAAGCAGCCUUUGUCUCUGUAACAUAGGUGGUAUCUCUUUAUUAUUGAUUAUGCCUAAAUUAUUGUAUUGUUU